AUGGCUAAUUCAUCGAAAAAUAUGGAACAACAUCACAUCGAAUCGAGUCCAUUGGUCAUUGAAGAUUCAUUCGAAGGAUAUCCAUUGAAUUAUUUUAAUUUGCCAUUACAUUAUCGUGAUGAUUUGAAAUCUGUUCUUAUUCCAUAUGGUCUCGUUCAAGAUCGUAUCGAAGCAUUAGCUAGUCGAAUUUUCUCGGAUUUACAUAUUCAUAUUCCCGAGCAACUAAUCUGUAUGUGUGUACUCAAAGGUGGCUAUCGCUUCUUUUCGGAUUUGGUUUCGAAAAUUCAAAAUGAAAAUCGUCUUCGCAAUGAUCGUAGUUUACCGAUGAGUUUAGAAUUCAUCCGUGUGCGAAGUUAUGUUAACGAUCGUUCUACUGAAGCCAUUGAUAUCAUUGGUAUCAGUGAUUUAAGCUCGUUGAAUAAUAAGCAUUUGUUGAUCAUCGAAGAUAUUAUUGACACAGGUGUGACGAUGGUUGCGUUAAAGAAGGAAUUGGAAAAGUAUAAUCCCAAGACGAUCCAUGUUGUUUCAUUAUUUACCAAACGACGUACAGAUAAGAAAUGUAUUUUCAAACCGGAUUAUUCAGGUUUCGAAGUACCUGAUCAUUUUAUUGUUGGCUAUGCGUUGGAUUACAACGAAUACUUUCGGGAUUUGGAGCACAUAUGCGUGAUGAAAGAAUCGGGCAUUACGAAAUACAAAGUUCAAGAUGGUGAUAAAGUCGAAUAA
Molecule: messenger RNA, 723 nt
Organism: Adineta ricciae
Lineage: Eukaryota; Metazoa; Rotifera; Eurotatoria; Adinetida; Adinetidae
Source: the annotation of a GenBank genome assembly